Messenger RNA from Lates calcarifer (barramundi perch), 3146 nucleotides. RefSeq lists its product as uncharacterized. The transcript has 16 exons. The coding region runs from base 341 to 2527 and encodes 728 amino acids. The record is from RefSeq and is a predicted model, not a curated record. Lineage: Eukaryota; Metazoa; Chordata; Actinopteri; Centropomidae.
UAAUCCUGUUCACAAAGUCCUCCUCUUGACAUGCAACUAUUGUCAUGCCUCUCUUACAGUCUCUGGUCGAGCCUGUUUAACUCCAUUCUGCCUCUGUCCGAAUUAUGCUCAACUCCACCUUACUCCCUACUUCUUCAGACUUCAGAAAAGGAGGAACAGCUUUACUGAAAACUCUUAAUACAUGUUUGAUGCCACAAGACAUCAAUAUUAGUAGGACUAACUCUUAAAAGAAAGAGAAGUGUGGCAGGUGGCUUAAGCUCCUCUCACAGACAUCAAACAGCCACAGUGUUUCAGACUCAUCAUGCCGGGUUCAGAUGCUUGGUCUAACUGAGGAGCUGAGAUGCUGCACAGAUCCAAACUGAGCGUCCUGUUGCAGGGCCUGACUCUGGUCCUGUUAGUCCCGGCCUCUGUCGCCUCUUCUCUGGGGCUGACGGUCCACGUCGUGCCCCUGGACAGCGACAAAGGGAAAACGGUGCGUGCUCAUUUCACUGCCAUUGCCCCCAGUCCUUGUCCAGCUUUGUCUGGACUGUGUGCUGAGGGGGAGGACUGUCUGGUCCACGCCUCCUACUCACCUUUCAAUGGCACCAAACCGGACUCCGGCUGGUGCGUCCGCCAGUGGCAGAAAACUGUCCCCAGUGAUUACAGCGCCUCCAUCAGUUUGGGGUCCAACACAGAAUUGUAUGUAUCAAUGAAAACAGGACCAAACAUUCGAGCCAACAGUGGGAGACUCAAUCAACCAGUUUAUGUUGCUCUCCCUCCUCCACUAAGGGCCCGUGUGAACUGCCCUCACCACUUCUCUCUGUCUGUCAAAGACCUGGAUGGGGACAAGGUGCGAUGUCGCUUUGCCCGGGCCGACCAGGGCGAGUGUCUCAGCUGUACUCAGCACUCAUUCAUAGAACUGGAUGAGGAGAAAUGUAUGCUGACAUUCACUGGAAACGCAGCAGCAGGACAGUAUUUCAUCUACCUGAUGGCAGAGGACUUCAUUCCUGCGCCAAGAACAAACCACUUCAUAGACAACACACGCCUCAGCUCUGUCCCUGUGCACCUCUCUCUCACUGUGGAGGAGUCAACUUCCAGCUGCAGUGGUGAGCCUGUGGCAACAGAAGACACCCCCGAAGACCACUCCACACUGUUUGUCCUGCCAUAUCAAGAGGCGAAAUUCAACGUCAGCUUUGUGUCACAGCUGGAGAGUGUUUUAGAGGUGGCAGUGGUUGGUCCCCCCCAACUCUUCAGGAUUGGCUUCAAAUCAGUCGCCUCCCUGUCAGCAAUGACCAUUGCCUGGGUUCGCUCCGAAAACAACCUUGCCCGCCUUUUACCCAUCUGCUUCGCUGCAAAUACUAAGAGUUUCCAGUCAGAGCCCAGGUGUGUGUGGCUGUACCAAAGGGGAAUGAGGACACUACCUGAAGGAACAGAGCUGAAGUGUAAAAAUACAGAGAUGACUCUGGUGCUGCCUGUCGCCUCCCUGAAUCACAUCAACCUGGACGAACUGCAGCUCAACAGCCCCACCUGUCCUGUCAUCUACAACAGCACACACCUGAGUGCUCGUAUCCCCCUGACUGGCUGUGGCACCAAGACUGUGCACUCUGGUACGGAGCUGGUGUACACCAAUACCUUGCAAAGUGUGCGCGCCUACACUAAGGUCAGCCGUGAGCCCUCCCUCAUCCUCCCUCUGGCCUGCCGGAUCCCCGGAGCCCAGAUCAGUGGACCGCAGUACAAAGUCGGCAUGCCCACAGAGACUGAGACAUUUGGUCCGGUUAUGUUUUGGAUAGAAUUUCACCUUCCAGGAACUGGGCCUCUGGCAAGAUUCACAGGCAUUCCCAGGUUGCGCUCCUUGAACUUGCCAGGACGAGUGCGCAGAGAUGUGGAAUCUCUAUUGAGGAGUAGCAGCACCUCCACCAGCUCCACCAAUGGCACCUCUACCAGUGGUGCCAUAGGGUCCCGGCUCAGCCAGCUGGACCUCCAUGUGUUUUCCAACUGCACCGUGAAUAGAGCCGAGCUGGUAGUGAGCAACUGUAUUGAGUCUGAAACGGAGGAUUUUGCAAAUAGCAAGUCCAUUCUGGACCAGGGGUGUGCAACCUCCAACAGCACAUUAGAAAUUGUCACAACAACAACCAUGGCCAAGGUUUACCGCAUCGAUUUGAGCACCGUGGAGACCAAAGGAUCAACGAUGUAUGUCCAGUGCACAGUCAAUCUGUGCAUCGCCACCCUGCCCUCUCGCAAGUGCCCCGAUCUGUGCACCAGCUCCUUUAGUCACAGAGCAAUGGUUAACAGUGUGUAUACCAGAGCCUACACCAUCCGCUCAGGACCCGUUAGCCUUGUGGUCACCACUGCUGCACCGUCCACAACAACCACCAGCACCACUACAUCAACAACAACUACUACUACUACUACUACUACUGCUAUUCCAAAUACCUCAGCUGCCCAGAACAACACCACCUCACAUGCUCCAGAACAGGCCUCAUCUGUGGCAGUGGGAGUGAUUUUAACAACUAUCAGCAUAUUUCUUCAAAACAUCUGUCUUCAUUGAACAUGCUGCUUCACAGUGAUCUGUCAAGAGUACUCAGUGCUACUCCCACCCACCAAAAUGGACAUGUAACACACACAGUUGACAAUGAAAGAUGAUAGAGUAGUUGUAAUAUUUAAUAUUUACAAAAGAUACAGCUUUCCCUAACUAAAAAAAUAUGUUUAAAGGAUGUUACAAACACCACUUAAUUUCACCAACAUUUCCAAAUCUAUACCCCAAAUGGGCUGGGUUAAACAAACUGUAAAAUACAAGUAGUACUUUGCAAAAAAGAAAGAAAGAAAGAAUUAAAUUGUGUUAUUUGAGCACCAGUGAGUUGGAAAACAACACUGAUUUAAGUUGAGUUAUAUAUUCUUGCCUAUAUGUGAAACAGAGCACUGACCUCUCCUGGUGCCACACCAGUACAUUUACUCAAGUGCUGUUAAGUCCAAAUUGGAUGUACUUGUACUUUACUUAAAUAUUUCCAUUUUAGGGCACUUUAUACUUGUACUUUGCUACAUUUGAGAGAGAAGUGUUUUAUUUUUUAUUACUUUACAAAUUAAGAUUUUACAUACAGAACAUAUGAAUAAGUUUUAAAAUACAUGAAAAAUAAAUAAAUAAACUAACUAACCAAAAGUGCAUACAA